Zymoseptoria tritici IPO323 is the source of this 4415-nucleotide messenger RNA. RefSeq lists its product as uncharacterized. Lineage: Eukaryota; Fungi; Ascomycota; Dothideomycetes; Mycosphaerellales; Mycosphaerellaceae. The transcript has a single exon. The record is from RefSeq and is a predicted model, not a curated record. The coding region runs from base 300 to 4415 and encodes 1371 amino acids. Gene Ontology annotation, cellular component: cytosol. Gene Ontology annotation, molecular function: 5-oxoprolinase (ATP-hydrolyzing) activity. Gene Ontology annotation, biological process: glutathione metabolic process.
GAGCCCCACCACUCGGCCAACGACAUCGCCCGAGCUGUUAUCAUCAUCCACCGACAAUUGUAGGAGGGACUUGCAUCGAUAUCUUCAUGGGCAUAUACAGUGCUGAAUGUCCUCAUGCUCCCUAUCACACCUUGGUAACGGCCUUGGUUCGACAUAAGAGAUAGGUUUGCUCGAAUCCUCUCUUCUGCUACCACCUCCCUUACCCUCGCAUAUCCGCUCACUGCCCUGGCCUCGUGUUCCUCAAGCGGAAAGCUUUCAAAGCCAUUGACUUCUUCUUCUCGCACUCCUCAGCGGACAACAUGGCGACCUCUCGAGGAAUUCGCAUCGCCAUAGACCGCGGCGGCACGUUCACCGACUGCGUAGGCAACCCUGGCUCAGGCAAGAUGGAGGACGACGUCGUGAUCAAGCUCCUCUCCGUCGAUCCCUCAAACUACGACGACGCACCUCUCGAAGGUAUUCGACGACUGCUCUCCAAGUUCACCGGCGAAGACAUCCCUCGAGGCACACCUCUAGACACGAGCAAGAUCGAGAGCAUACGAAUGGGAACUACGGUGGCUACGAAUGCCUUGCUUGAGAGAAAAGGAGAAGACAUUGCUAUGGUCGUGACAAAGGGCUUCAAAGAUUGUUUGGAAAUCGGGAAUCAGAGUCGACCGGACAUCUUCGACUUGGCGAUACGGAAGCCAGAGGUGUUGUACAAACGGGUCGUGGAGAUUGAAGAGCGAGUAACAUUGGAGGACUACGCUGAAGAUCCGGAGCGGACGUCAACGAAGGCAGAGGGUAUACAAGAUGCAGCGUCCGAUGCGGAGCUGGUCAAGGGACUAUCGGGUGAAGCCGUGAGGGUACUCCAACGACCAGAAGAGAGCAAGAUUCGGAAGCAAUUACAAGAGGUGUUCGACUCUGGACUGAAGAGCAUCGCGGUAUGUCUAAUGCAUGGAUACACAUACCCUCAUCACGAAGCUAUGGUGGGCAAAAUCGCGAGGGAGAUUGGCUUCGACCACGUCAGCUUGAGUCAUGAACUUAUGCCGAUGAUCAAAUUGGUACCUCGAGCAACGAGUGCGUGUGCGGAUGCAUACCUCACACCGGCGAUCCGGAAGUACAUCGAUGGAUUUCAGAAGGGCUUCGAGGGUGGACUAGGCACAGAGAGCGUGAAGAAUGAAGCCGGUGCAAAGGGAGCCAGAUGCGAAUUCAUGCAGUCUGAUGGUGGACUGGUAGACGUGGAUAGCUUCUCUGGCCUGAGGGCGAUCUUAUCAGGACCAGCAGGAGGCGUGGUCGGCUACGCACUCACGAGCUACGACCCGGAAACGAGAACACCCGUCAUUGGAUUUGACAUGGGAGGCACGAGUACAGAUGUCAGCAGAUACGGCAGUGGCCGAUACGACCACGUCUUCGAAACGACAACAGCAGGCGUCACGAUCCAAAGCCCACAGCUCGACAUCAACACUGUAGCUGCAGGUGGUGGCUCACGACUCUUCUUCCGUAACGGCCUCUUCGUUGUUGGCCCAGAAAGUGCCAGCGCCCACCCCGGACCAGCAUGUUACCGCAAAGGUGGACCCCUUACCAUCACUGACGCCAACUUGUUCCUUGGCCGACUACUGCCUGACUUCUUCCCCAAAAUCUUUGGCAAGAAUGAGGAUGAAGGUCUGGAUGAGACUGCCAGUGAGAAGCUGUUCAAGGAACUCACGGCCCAAAUUAACAAAGAGGAGGCCGGCUCGGGCAAGGAGAAGGAGAUGAGCGCGGACGAAGUCGCCUACGGCUUUAUCACAAUCGCUAACGAAACAAUGACGCGUCCCAUCCGCUCGCUCACCGAAGCGAGGGGUCAUGAUACGAGUAAACACCGCUUGGCGACGUUUGGCGGAGCAGGUGGGCAGCACGCCGUGGCCAUCGCAGAGGCGUUGGGAAUCAGUCAGAUUUUGAUCCAUCGCUACUCGUCGGUGUUAUCAGCGUACGGCAUGGCCUUGGCAGACGUGGUUGAUGAGCGACAAGAGCCCGAGUCGAAAGUCUGGUCGGAAGAGGACCAAGAGGUGCGCAAGUAUCUGCAAGAUAAGAUGGCGGAGUUGAAGAAGAAGUCGACUGCUACGUUGCGGGACCAGGGUUUCAGUGAAAAGGAAAUCCACUUUGAAGAGUACCUCAACAUGCGGUAUCGUGGGACCGAGUCGGCGUUGAUGAUUGUCAAGCCGGGGAAAGAGGAGAGUGAGAAGGACUUUGGCGGAGAUGAGUGGGCGUUUGGCAAGGCUUUUGUGAGGCAGCACGAGCAAGAAUUUGGUUUCACGUUGCCGGAUCGGGAUAUCGUUAUUGACGAUGUCAGGGCGAGAGGUAUCGGGAAAACUUUCGAGGGCUUGGAAAAGACUGUUGACCAGCAGCUCAAGGAGAUCAAACCGAAGGAUCUCGGCAAGGAUGAGAAGGUGUAUGGGAAGAAGUCGGUGUACUUUGAAGGUGGCAGGCAAGACACUUCUGUCUACAAGCUUGAAGAUCUGGAUGUCGGCGAUCGCAUCAGAGGCCCGGCCAUCAUUGCCGACGGCACGCAGACGAUUGUUGUCACGCCGGAGGCUACGGCUUUGGUGAUCAACACCCAUGUCAUCAUUAACAUUGGCGAGUCUGAUAGCCAGGAUAAGAAGGUCACCACGAAGGAGGUCGAUCCCAUCAUGCUGAGUAUCUUUGCUCAUCGCUUCAUGGCGAUUGCUGAGCAAAUGGGCCGAGCUUUGCAGAAGACGAGCGUCAGCACAAACGUCAAGGAGCGGUUGGACUACUCCUGCGCGCUGUUCGAUGCAGAUGGUGGACUCGUCGCCAACGCACCGCAUUUACCAGUUCAUCUCGGCAGCAUGUCGACUUGCGUCAAGAAGCAAUCUGAGCUAUGGCGAGGGAAGCUGAAGAAAGGAGAUGUCCUCGUUUCCAACCACCCCAUGUUCGGCGGCACGCAUUUACCGGACAUCACUGUCAUCACUCCAGCCUUCAAUGGCGACAACAUCGUCUUCUACGUCGCCUCUCGCGCUCACCACGCCGACAUUGGCGGCAUUCUUCCCGGGUCCAUGCCUCCCCACUCCCGCGAACUCUACCAAGAAGGCGCCGCCAUCAAAUCCGAAAAGCUCGUGUCAGAGGGCCACUUCAACGAAAAACGCAUCAUCGAGCUCUUGCAAGACGAGCCAGCCCAACAUCCAGGCUGCUCCGGCACGCGCUGCCUCGCCGACAACCUCAACGACCUCAAAGCCCAGAUUGCCGCCAACCAAAAGGGCAUCAACCUGAUCUCCUCACUCAUUGCCGAUUACACUGAGCCAGUCGUACAGUUCUACAUGCGCAACAUCCAAGACAACGCCGAGCUCUCAGUACGAAACCUCCUUAAAUCCGUCUCCUCACGCUUCGAGGGCCAAGACCUCUCCGCAAUCGACUACAUGGACGACGGAUCCCCUAUCCAACUGAAAAUCACAAUUGACGCAGAAAAAGGCGAAGCCGUCUUCGACUUCACCGGUACCGGCCCAGAAGUCUACGGCAACACCAACGCCCCCGAAGCGGUUACCUACUCCGCCAUCAUCUACUGCUUACGCUGUUUAAUCUCCGAGUCCAUCCCUCUGAACCAAGGCUGCCUCAAACCCGUCACAGUCAUCAUCCCGCCGAAAUCCUUCCUCUCGCCCUCCGGAACCGCAGCAGUCGUAGGCGGCAACGUUUUGACCUCCCAGCGCGUCACCGACGUCGUGCUCAAAGCCUUCCGCGCCUGCGCCGCUUCUCAAGGCGACUGCAAUAACCUCACCUUCGGCUUCGGCGGUAACGUCGCGGGUGAAAAAGCAGUCAAGGGAUUCGGAUACUACGAGACCAUCGCCGGUGGAUCCGGCGCGGGACCCACGUGGGAUGGGACGAACGGCGUGCACACGCACAUGACUAAUACAAGAAUCACGGACGCGGAGGUCUUCGAGAGGAGGUAUCCCGUGAUAUUGAGGGAGUUUUCGCUCAGGGAAGGGAGUCAUGGCGAGGGACAGCAUAAGGGCGGCGACGGCGUGGUGAGGGAUAUUGAGUUUCGGAUUCCGGUGCAGGUGAGUAUUUUGAGUGAGAGGAGAGUUUAUCAUCCGUAUGGAUUGGAAGGGGGAGAAGAUGCGCAGUGUGGACGGAAUAUUUGGGUUAGAAAGGUGCCGAAGCUGAAAGGUAGUGAUGCGGAUGAGGGUGUCAAUGGUGAGGAGAAAGCUAAGACCAAUGUUGUGGAGAAGAAGGACAGUGAGGAAGAGCAGGAUUGUUGCUGUGUCUCGCUUGGUGCGAAGAAUACCGCUGCCAUGAAGGCAGGCGAACGUAUUAUCAUUCAAACGCCUGGAGGCGGUGGAUGGGGCCCGGUGGGCAAGCGAGCGCAGAAAAUGGAGAAGGAAGAUCCGAAGAAGGCGUGGAGGGGAGGAAGUGUAGCGAGUCGGCAGGCGGAGGCGGAGGCUUCUGCGUAG